Molecule: messenger RNA, 887 nt
Organism: Callorhinchus milii (elephant shark)
Lineage: Eukaryota; Metazoa; Chordata; Chondrichthyes; Chimaeriformes; Callorhinchidae
Gene: ociad2
Product: OCIA domain containing 2
Exons: 7
Coding region: 145-726 (193 amino acids)
Cellular component (GO): mitochondrial inner membrane
Source: RefSeq, a predicted model, not a curated record
GACCUGAGCUCAAUUCUAGGCAGGGCGAAACCUUGGGCAAGUUCAAAGUGCAUAUGCGUAGGUUCCUCUCACACAGGGUUGGAGAUUUGCAAUGCGUAGCUAGAUGGAGCCAUUCACAAACCAGUGAAAUAUGUAAACAGGAAGAUGUUAAUAAAACAAGACCUUUCAGAUAAAGGCAAUGAGUUGAUAAUUACUGUCAGAGUGAACACUGCUGAGCAUAGAAGGAAAAUGUCAUCUGAAAAAGAUCCAGACCAAAACCAAAAGUUGGCAGCAGUUUGGAAACCCGGUUGGUGUGGUGGCCACCAUGCUCACAGUGACGAAAUAAAGAAGAUCAUAAUAGAAUGCAAGAGAGAGAGCUUUUGGUACAGGGCUGUGCCAUUGUCUCUUGGAAGCAUGCUACUCACUCAAGGACUCCUAUACAAAGGAAUUCUUUCCCCCUCAAAACGGUUUGGAUCUAUUCCGAAAGUUGCACUUGCUGGAAUUCUUGGUUUUGCGAUUGGAAAGAUCUCAUAUGUGGGAGCUUGUCGUAAGAAAUUUCAAGGUGCAGGGUUUCACCCCUUUGGAGAUGGAUUUCCUCAAGGAUUUCGAAACUUCCCAUUCCAGCAACCCCCUCAUGUAUGUAAGGAAUGUAAGGGUAGACAUGGACACGGAGACCCUGCAGGUGUUCAUCAUUACAAUAAAUCCCACCAGCCAUCUCCAGCUGAACCCAGUUCUAAAGAUGUCUGAAGAUUGAAUAUUCUUUAUGUCUGCAACUGGCUGGAGAAAUUCCGAAGAGUAAAAAUGGAUACUUUCAGUUUUAAUUGACAAGAUAUUAUAAACAGAUCUACUGAGACAUUUGUAAUGCAGAAUAUUUCUAAAUAAAUACUGAGGUGUAAUAUGUGAUUUUA